AUGGCCAAUGAUUUUGCGGAACGAGAUCAUAAAGUAGAAAAUGAGCAGAAGGAAAUAAGGGGUGGGAUCAUGGGUGAGGGCCAGGAGCUCUCCGAGGAAGAUGAUGAGUCACAGAUUAGCAAGGACGGACAGUUGGUUCAGGUCCAGACUCAUGGGAAUGGUGUCAUGCAGAGGCAACAGCACCGGUCUCAAGGGCCUUCGGUUCACUGGGAGAGGUUCUUGCCUCUUCGGUCUCUAAAGGUUCUGCUUGUGGAGAACGAUGAUUCAACCCGCCAUAUUGUCAGUGCAUUGCUUAAAAAUUGUGGAUAUAAAGUGAUGUCACCCCAUGAUUCCAUAAAUAUAGUCUUUAAGUGUUUGUCAAAGGGUGCAGCUGAAUUUUUAGUGAAGCCUAUUCGAAAGAACGAGCUUAGAAACCUUUGGCAACAUGUUUGGAGGAAGUGCCACAGCGCUAGUGGCAGUGGGAUUGAGAGUGCUGUACAGACUCAGAAAUCCACUCAGUCAAAAAGUGCUGAGGAGUCCGAUAACAGCAAUGAUGAGGAUGGCUAUGGAAGCAUCGGUUUGAAUGCAAGGGAUGGAAGUGGUACCCAGACUUCCUGGACAAAGGAGGCGGUUGAAGUUGACAGUCCCAAACCAGUGUCACCAUGGGACCAGGUGGUUGAUCCUCCUGAUAGGACAUGUGCCCAAGUUAUUCAUUCAAAGCCCGAGGAGGGUGACAACAACUGGGUGCCUGUGGCUGCAACAACGAAGCGUGGAGAGCAGGAUGAUGAAGUUGAAAAUAUUGCCAUGGGUAAGGAAUUCGCGAUGGGCGUACCUAGAAUUCCAAACUUGCAGCUUAAACAUCCAAGCAAAAAGGUACCGACCAAAAAGGCUGGCAAUAACGGAGAGAAAUUCCCUGAAAUAAAAUCAAAGCAGGACGGUGGGCAAAUAGAGAAGGGACAGCUGGAGCUCAACCGUGAGAAACACAAAGCAGAAUUGAGAAAUCAAGGCAAUGAUAAAAAUGGUGUCAUCAUUAACGAUACUAAUCCUCAGAUUGAAAGUGUAGUAGACAUCCCAAAUGGCCUCUCCUCUUGCAAAAAAAAUGAAGCCAUCUAUGAGACCAAGGAGAUGCCUUCUCUGGAGCUGAGUUUGAAAAGGUUGAGAGAUAUUGGAGAUACUGGGACCAGUUACCAUGACCGAAACGUUCUGAGACAUUCAGACCUAUCAGCAUUCUCAAGGUAUAAUUCUGCUUCAGCCGCUAAUCAAGCUCCCACAGGGAAUGUAGGUAGCUGUUCUCCACUUGACAAUAGUUCAGAGGCAGAAAAAACAGAAUCAAUGCAAAAUCUUCAAUCUAACUCAAAUAGCACGCCUCCUAAUCAGCAUUCCAAUGGAAGCAGUAGCAACAACGAUAUGGGCUCUACAAAUAAUAAUGCGUUCACAAAACCAUUAGUAAUCAGUGACAAGCCAGCACCCAAAUCGACAGUUAAAUGGCUCUAUCCCUCUUCUGCCUUCCAGCCAGUGAAGAAUGACCAUGCACCUCUUCCUCAGUCCAUACAGGAUAAGAGCGAUGCUGCAAUCAGUAACGCAAUUUCGAUUCAAUCAAGAGGCAAGAACCAGCAAGUCCAGGUGCAGCACCAUUAUCACCAUUAUCAUCAUUACCAUCAACAUGUUCAUAACUCAUCCCAGCUGCAGAAGCAAGCCAAUCAUGAUGAUUUGUACUUACAAAAUAUGGCGGCGGCAGCUCCCCAGCAUGGAUCAUUCAACAUGUUGAGCACGCCCUUGGAAGGUAAUGCUGGUAAUUACAUUUCGAAUGGACGUGUCUCAGGAAGUGACCAUGGAAGCAUCGACCAGAAUAGAAGCAGCACCGCUUUGAAUCCCAGAGGAAUAAAUAUGAAGAACAAUAACGGGGCAGCUGGGGAGGGCGGAACUCCCGGAGCAAGUAGUGUAAUUGGGAGCAGGGCUGGAGUUGGUCAAAACCGCUUUGCACUGAGAGAGGCUGCUUCGAUCAAAUUCCGCCAGAAGAGAAAAGAGAGAUGCUUUGAGAAGAAGGUUCGAUACCAAAGUAGGAAAAAGCUGGCAGAACAAAGACCCCGGAUUCGAGGACAAUUUGUGCGACAAGUGGCACAUGAACAUAAAGAUAAAGAUGAUGAUGCCCGUAGCUAA
Dovyalis caffra is the source of this 2139-nucleotide messenger RNA. Lineage: Eukaryota; Viridiplantae; Streptophyta; Magnoliopsida; Malpighiales; Salicaceae. The record is from the annotation of a GenBank genome assembly.